AUCUCAGUUCAGUUUCAUCGUGCAUGCUAGAGUAAUUAGAUCUUAACGCCAACGCUGUCACGAAAAUGCGACUUCGAGCGUCGCGGAAAGUGUUCAAUUGCAUUUGCGCGCCAUCGAAAUGGGUCGUUCUUCUCGUAUGUUUCCUCUCAUUAGCGUCGGGCAAUGGGACAUUCAAAAGUGCAUUCGGAUUGAAUUCGGCCGAGUCGAUGGAGACCUACAAUGCGGAGAGCGCUGAGCUAUCGCCGCAGGACGAGAAGACGUUAGUGAAAAUACCUCUGGAGCUCGAAGAGUUCGUCACUGAGAAAGCAGACCCAAUUCCCGAUGAGAAAAAGAGCAAGACAAAUCCGGCCCAGGUUUUGCCAAAAACUGAAAAUGCUUUUACAUCGAAAGGUAGCUCAGAAGUAGACAGUUUACCCGACGUUCAGACCAUUUCCGAUAAAAUGACAGGCGAAAAAAUUGAAAAAUAUAUAAGAUACGAUUCGGAUUCACCCGAGGCUGACAGAUACGCGCCUCGUCCAGAGGACAGUCCGAUUGUUUAUACAAUAACAGAAGAUCGGUUGAGACAUAUUCGAUCUAAAUUCAUGUACUGGUACUUUGAUAAGAGUGAUAAAGAUAAUGAUCAUGGAGAUUACCAAACAGCACUACAAGCAACAACGUUACAAAUUCAUAAGAACCUAAACUUCCAAUUGCCUUUCUUCGGAUUUAGAUUUAAUUAUACAAGAUUAACCGUUAACGGAUAUCUGGAGUUUAGCGAUCCACCGGCACACUUCACGUAUCCCCUCGUUUUCCCGGUGAAAGAUUGGCCCAUGAAAAACGAUCCGAGCUUCAUCGGUAUCUUCUUCAGCAAAUGUCGUAUAGGCAAAUUGAGAGAGACAGACAGCGAUAGAAGGAAACCGGGCGUUUAUUUUAGACUCGAGAGAGAUUUACAAGGCAGAACCGAUCAGUUCGGCGUGGAGAUGCGAGAACGCCUUAUGUGGGACAUUCGCGAAGGUGUUGUUGGUUCGGAUUCCUUCGUACCUAAGCACGCAAUUAUAGUCACUUGGAAGAACAUGUCCUUUACGGGUGGCAUCGACACGGCGCUUUACAGGACUAACACGUUCCAAUUAGUAUUGGCUACCGACGAAGUCUAUACUUACGCUAUGUUUAAUUACCUCAAUUUACAAUGGUCGAGUCACACGGAAGCAGGUGGUGACACUACUCAAGGCGAGAAUGGAGUGGCCGCAUACGUGGGUUUUAACGCUGGAAACGGUACUCGUAGCUACGAGUAUAAGCCUUACUCGCAAGUGACUACAGUCAGGGACUUAACGAGCAGAGGAUGGGCGAACGGUUUUCCAGGUCGACAUAUUUUCAGAAUAGAUGAAAAUAUAAUGUUGGGCAACUGCAAUAAAGAUACUUCUGGAGCUCAUAUACCAUUGGUUUUCGCUCCGGAGAGCGGAAACAUGCUGGGCGGCACCAUCGUCAACAUCACUGGUCCAUGCUUCAACGAAACCCAAAAAAUCAUGUGCUAUUUCGAAGACGUCAUGGUGAUAGGCACAGUGGUAGACAGAAAUCGUGCGAUUUGCGUGCAGCCGCACUUGAAGUACGAAGGCUAUAUACGUUUUCUUGUCAGUCUCGCUAACAACAACGAUAAUAACAAAUGGAGGGGCACAUACUUUGUUGAAACCCCAGCCACAGCGGCGAUGAAGAUCUUCUUCAACGAUAAAGAUGCUGUUCACAUGAAGGAUCCUGCGGAAAUUAAAAUCACGUGGGACGCCUAUAAUUUGACCAGUAACUUCGGCGCAGGUGUUCAGAUCUCGCUAUGGGGAUACAGGGAAGUCAAAACCACACCCGAAUUCGAGUUUAUCACGUUGCUGGAGAAAGCACAUACCAAUACCGGUAGCUACGUCAUCAAGCCAGCCAGAUACCGGGAACAGUACAACCCAUAUCACUUGGAUAUGAUCUUCGGCUUUUUACAAAUCAACUUGACCGAGCCGCAUUUGUACUCCGGACUCUCGAUAUCACCGAGCUUGUGGAGUAGACCGAUACCACUUGGUUGGUACUUCGGUCCGCAAUGGGAACGAAUGUACGGCUCGAAGUGGUCUCAGAAGCUUUGCGAUCAGUGGAUUAUGAACGACAGAUAUCUCAAAAACUUCGCCGCCGAAGUAGCAAUCUGUCCUUGCACUUUGGAGCACGCUUUAAAUGAUAAAGGCCGUUUCCUUCCCGAUCUUGACUGCGACAAGGAUUCGAAUAUAGAAUGUUUUUACAACAAGCACGCAAAACACUGCGUGAAGACGGGUGCGCCCAACAUGGAUGGCUCCGAGCAACAAUGUUGUUACGACAAGUUGGGUUAUCUAAUGCUGACUUACGACCAACAAUGGGGUUCGCGACCGCACCGGUCUCACAAUUUGGGCUACAUACCGUGGAACGAAGCCAACAAGGUACCAACUUUGUCGCAUUGGUACCACGACAUGGCGCCCAUGUACACGUGCUGCCUCUGGCAAGAGGAGCAGGCUGUCGGUUGCGAGACUUUACGAUUCGAGAGGAGGCCGUCGCAAGAUUGCAUUGCCUAUCAAGCACCUGGAGUGGCGACAGUGUUCGGUGAUCCUCAUAUCGUCACGUUCGACGGCCUGGAAUACACGUUCAAUGGCAAAGGCGAAUUUGUUCUGCUGCGAGUGAAUCACAUCAAAGACAAACUCGAUGUGCAGGGUAGAUUCGAGCAACUUCCUCACAACGCCUACGGUCCGGUGCCGGCGACGCAUCUUACCGCAGUAGCGAUGAGAGGCAAUAAUUCCGAAAUCAUCGAAGUUCGCUUGAGACACAAAGACGCGCAGUGGAGAUAUCGGCUCGAUGUUCUCGCGGGCGGUAAGAAAGUAUACUUCGACAGACCAGCCUUGAAGUUUCAGCAUUUCUCCGGUGUCCUUGUUUAUACACCGACAUAUAUUUUAAAUCAAAGCGAGGUUAUUGUCAUGUUUGACACAGGCGCCGGUAUGGAGAUCGUGGAGAACGAAGGUUUCUUAUCCUUGCGAACGUAUUUGCCUUGGUCGUAUAUGAAUAAAACUAAAGGCCUAUUCGGUAAUUGGAAUUUCGAUAUUACGGACGAUUUGAUGACCCCGAAUGGAUAUCGAGUACCAAUAAACAGUGUGAAUCAUUCGGAAACAAUUCACAAAGAUUUCGCAAUACACUGGAUGCUAGAAGAUAAUGCGAAUGAACUCGUAGGGAAUGCUUUAUUCACCAGGGACUUUGGUAGAUUGUCGAGUUUUUACUCUAAUCGCAGUUUCGUGCCAGAAUAUCGAAAGUAUCCGAAAGAGAUACUUCCGGUGAAUAGAACGAAGGACAUCUUACGUGCGAGUGAAUUGUGCGGCGAUUCGUACCAGUGUCAGUACGACUACGCAAUGACUUUAAAUCGGGAUUUAGCACAUUUUACCAAAAAUUACUAUGACACUUACAGCAAAAUAAGAGCGUCAAAUAGCAAAGAAGUUAUAUCCUGCGGUGUACUGGAAACACCACGAUUUGGCCGCAAGAACAAUUUCAAGUUUACCCCGGGAACAAAAAUAAAUUUUGAGUGCAAUCAGGGUUUUAUCCUCGUCGGCGAUCAACGUCGGGUAUGCACGCCAGAAGGUCGAUGGAACGUACCGGAAUACGGAUACACGGAGUGCCUUCGCCAGCAGGAAUACAGUUCUCGUGAAGCGGGCGUUACAACUGGCAUAAUACUCGCUUGUCUGGUUCCAAUUUUACUGGUAGUCAUUUGCGUCGGGCAUAAGAUUCUCAGGAACCGUAGGGCGGAACGAGAGAAUGAGGAAGCCCUGGCAAGAACGCGGGCCGCGGAACUGCAGCGAUUGCGGAAGAUCGGCGAGGAGGACGAGCCUAUGCCUUACACGAGCAAAGCUACGGAAAUCAAUUGAUUUUAUUCCCGAAUUCUUAGGGAAGUAGCGCUAUUUUACAUCACCUCUUUCUUUUUUUGCAUCUUUCAUAUUCACUCUAUUAUAACUUACUCCAUCCGACAUCGUUUCACACUUACGUUGAACUUAUUUAAAUAUAUUUUUACGAGAGAAGAAGGUAAAAGUAGAUAGAUACAUAAGGAAAUAGUUUUUCGCGAGUGUAUUACUUGUUUUUUUAUAUAAUCUACGAUACUGUUAUAUGAUAUACGAUUUACGAUACAGAAUAGCUGAACUUAAACGUCGCGACGCUCACGUGCAAAUAGAACUCAUUAAAUUAAAUGUCUAUUUUGCACAAACUGCAAAUAUUUUUGAAAUAUUAAUUAAAGGAAUAUUCUGAUUUAUAUAUGGUGUCCCAGAACAGCCUUCGUAGCUUUCGUGGAGGAAUAAUACGGAUUAAGGUAAACAUAAAAGUCUUAUAUCAUUUUGCGAUAUUCGCAAUAAUUAUCGUGAUAUUAAUUAAAGAAGAUUUGUGAAUGAUCACGCGAAGUGUGAAUUAAGAAAAGUCUUCUACCUUUUUCUCAAUAAUUUUGUAGAUUUUUAGUUAUUAAUUAGAUAACAUUAAUACAUUAUCGCGAGCGAUUAUCUAUUAAUCUUUUUUAAUUAAUAAUUAAAAAUCAACAAAGUUAUUAGAAAAAUAGUAGAAGACUUUUUUGUUCAGUUUGAUCUAAUUUACAAGCACACGAUAGCAAAUGUUGCUACUACCUCUCCUAUAUAUACUAUAUCUCGCCUAAUCACUCAUAAAUCGUAUUUAAUUAACAUCUCGAUAAUUGCGAAUAUUACAAAACAGUAUAGGACUUUCGUAUUUACCUAAAUCCAUACUAUGCUUUCAGAAUUUCGAAGAUUGUUCUGGAACACUCUGUACAGCCAAGAAAAUAGGAGAUCCUUACGAAUUUUUUUCAAAGGAAUAAAUAGAUAUAUAAAGUUUUGACCAUAUUAUUUAUUAUUGUUCUACAUAUAAAGAAAUACUAAAAAAUUGAAAUUUGGUCCUAGUAUUAUGUGUUGGAUGCAAUUUCACCGAACGUCUCUAACCAGUGACAAAAAAAUUUGAAAACUGUAUUAAAUCUAUUGAAGGAUGUACCUAAAUCUUCUCGAUUAUAUACAAAGUAUUUUUUCGAGACAUCAAAUAAAAAAGAAAGAGAAGCAAAACAUAUAACUUCGAAUGUUGCUACUUUGUCAAAUUGGCAAAUACUACUUUGUCAAAUACAUUUUCUGUAUGUAACAACCUCAAUAGUAUAAAUCUUCCAGGACAUCCCAAAGACGUCUAGAGGACGUCCUUAUGCCCUAAGGACGUUCGUAGGAUAUCCAUGAAAUAUCGUGUGCUGUUUGGCAAAGGUUCAUUCUCUAGCAAACUUAAUACAACUUUUAAAUUUCCUGGUUCUACUUAUUUCAAAUUAUUACACGAGCUGUAAUGUUGUCUGCCGUCUGAUGACGAUGCUUUCAGUAUAAAAAACCUGGACGGAAUUUUAAUUUUUUAAAGUAAUUUUUUAUACUUGAAGCAAUAAUAAAUACAUGGUCGGAACUCUAUAUCGAUAACUUUAUUUAUUUUUUUUUUAAAUUCUUACAAUUUCUUAUUUUUUUCAGUUAUUUAAACCAGAACUUUACUUUUAAAAAAAAUUGAUCGAUGUAUGCGAUGCGAUAGAACAAACUCUGUAUAGCGGACUAAAAACGCACAUCUUGAACUUGUUUUGUGAUCUUUAAACAAUGACGAAUAUAGACGAAUAUAGACAAAUAGCCCAAGAUCAUGUACAUGUAACGCAAGACUAUACUUUUCUCUGUUUGCAAUAUUAAUCUAUCUUUUGCUCUCGACUAAUAUCCACCGUUGUUAGAAAACAAUUAAUAAGCCUAAGACAUAUUUCUUCAGACUAUCUGCAAAGUUUUUCCUAUCACAUCAUACAUGUUCAUUCGCUAAUCUUUCUUAACUAAAAUCUUAAUAAUUGCCGAAAUAAUUUACAAAAUUGUAGAAGAUUAUCCUAUUUAUUUUAACGAAUUCUAUUUGCACAAGAACGUUGCAACGUUUAAAUCCAGAUAUUCUGUAUACAAGGUAUUUGAUACAACGCGUAUAUUUCUACUUAAAAUGAUGAACACAAAACGGCAAGAUAACAUAAAAAGGUCAGAGACAAGUACAUAGAAAAGUAUAUAAGUAGUAAGCAAAUUGACCAAUCAUAGUUGAUUCUUCUUACGGCCCAAGAUUCAAUGAUUCUUGGUUUACUGCUUAAGUUUUUCUGCGUGCCAUAGCCCUUAAUUUAAAUUUCAACAUAAAUCAAUGUGAAUCAAUAAGGUAAUAAUUGAUUUACAAAUUCAUAUUGAUUUAAAAAUUUAUAUUGAACAUAAUGUAAUCUUAUUGUUUUAUGUUUAUCAUUUUAAACAACGGUCUGCUCUUUUUUAUUAUGGUUACUUGGAAAAUGAUAUGUCAUAUUUUUGUUUAAUUUGAUUAGUUCUACUUACACGAGCGGACGUAUGCAUUGUAUCAGACACUCUCUAUAAUUAAUGUUAAAUAAUGAUAAAGGAGAAGACAAUUGUUGAAAAUAAUCGCAUUAACCCGAAUACAAGAAUAAAUGUUAAAUUUUUAUAGAUUUCUCAAA
Odontomachus brunneus is the source of this 6499-nucleotide messenger RNA. RefSeq names its product protein mesh (gene mesh). The transcript is spliced from 15 exons. The record is from RefSeq and is a predicted model, not a curated record. The coding region runs from base 66 to 3881 and encodes 1271 amino acids. Gene Ontology annotation, biological process: cell-matrix adhesion. Lineage: Eukaryota; Metazoa; Arthropoda; Insecta; Hymenoptera; Formicidae.